AUGACUUUAUGGGAGUGGCAAUGUCUGUUAAUUAUGCCUCAAGACUAUCAGAGUACAGGGAUAAAGGAGUUUGUGGAGUUCCUGAGGUUUAUGAUGCCUGGGAAGAGGUAGAGAGGAAAGUGAGCCUACUUUGUGAAUGGUUAGGAUCUUCCUCACACGCUGUGGCCCAUACAGGAGCCGGUAUAAGCACUUCUGCUGGUAUUCCUGAUUUUCGUGGACCUAAAGGAGUUUGGACUUUGGAAAAGAAAGGAGAGAAACUUGACGUUGAUGUUCACUUUGAAGAUGCUCUUCCAACACUCACUCAUUUAUCACUUACUAAACUGGUGGAAAAGGAUAUUAUUAAAUACAUUGUUAGCCAGAAUGUUGACGGCCUCCAUCUCAAAUCAGGACUAGAUAGGGAACAUCUUUCUGAAUUACAUGGUAACAUGUUUGUUGAGAAAUGUGAAAAGUGUAGCAAAGAGUACGUCCAUGAUAAAGUGGUGCCUACAAUAGGACUCAAAUACACUGGGAAUAGAUGUACUGGAGGGGGAGCUAGAGGACGAUGCAGAGGUAAAUUACGUGACACAGUAUUAGAUUGGGAAGAUGAUUUACCAGCUGAUGAUCUAUCACGAGCGGAACUGCACUCAACUCAAUCUGACCUCUCACUCUGUCUUGGUACUACACUCCAAAUACUUCCAUCAGGCAAACUGCCUCUAAGGGUAAAGAAGAAUAAUGGGAAACUAGUCAUCUGUAACCUGCAACCAACUCAAUAUGACAAGAAAGCUGACCUUGUAAUUCAUUAUUACGUUGAUGAUGUUAUGAACUGUUUGAUGAAGAAACUUAAUUUGACUUUAGCACCUUAUCCUCCCUCAACUGAGGAAGUGAAAAGAGCAAUAGAUCUAUAAAAAAUAAUGGUGUGUACAAGGUUAUGUAUGCUGUCCGGCUUUAUCUUGACACACGAGGGGUAGAUCUAGUCUAACUUGCAAUUUAGCCUGGUGAAGGGAAUAAAUGAAUUCUACAAUUUGCACUUACUGCAUUGUGCUGACUUUAUUUUGCAUGUUAUGUUUGUGUUGUUGGUUAUGAAUUUAGGGUGUGGUAAUUACUAAUUA
Messenger RNA from Amphimedon queenslandica, 1088 nucleotides. RefSeq names its product NAD-dependent protein deacetylase sirtuin-6-like. The record is from RefSeq and is a predicted model, not a curated record. The transcript has 7 exons. The coding region runs from base 9 to 884 and encodes 291 amino acids. Gene Ontology annotation, cellular component: nucleus. Gene Ontology annotation, biological process: negative regulation of transcription by RNA polymerase II. Lineage: Eukaryota; Metazoa; Porifera; Demospongiae; Haplosclerida; Niphatidae. Gene Ontology annotation, molecular function: histone H3K9 deacetylase activity, NAD-dependent; transcription corepressor activity; NAD+ binding.